This is a messenger RNA of Folsomia candida, 1712 nucleotides long. RefSeq lists its product as uncharacterized. NCBI's taxonomy places the organism in Eukaryota, Metazoa, Arthropoda, Collembola, Entomobryomorpha, Isotomidae. The transcript has 3 exons. The record is from RefSeq and is a predicted model, not a curated record. Bases 302 to 1543 code for a protein of 413 amino acids.
GCCUGGCAAAUCAUGUUGUUGCACAUACAUGAAGAACUUUCACACUUGCUCAAAUAGCUCAUUAUAAGCAUGUAAAAGUUAUCUACAUAAUUUUCUACUAAUUGUCGAGUUGAGUCUUCCAUUCAUUACAAUUACGACUCCUGCUGCUGUAUACCUGAUCCAAUGAGGUUUGUUUAAUGUCAUAAAAAACUGGGUUAAUUAUCUACCGGUCAAGUUCAUUAGUCUGUUUAGAGUCUUUAGACGUUCUUAUGAGGUGUUGCUCAUUUUAACAAGCUUUAGUCUACACAAGUUGUCCGUCACCAUGAAUUUGUUCCUAAAAAUUGUUGCGUCUCUCCCUAUUUUGAUUUAUUUAACUAACGGGUUCACAGUUCAAAACACAUGGGGUUCAGAGAGUGAUGGCGAUGUCAACCCAGUGGCUCGAUUUCUGACUAAUUUAAUGCUUGGGGAUAAACUUCCAGACCUUCCAGACCCCAAUUCCAUAAUAUCCAAUCUCAAUGUUACCAAGCCUUUCAACAUUUCUUCUGUUACCUCAGGGUUUCAAGGCAGUGCGGAUUUAGUGUCAGGUGCCAACAAUCUGUUGACCUCGUUUGUGAACCAGACGAGAUCAACGAUAGGGUUAGUUGCACACCACGGAAAUUUCACCCUAAUUCAAGCCGCGCUCCUCUUUACAAUUGGUUGCAUGGCCGCUGGAGCUGCCACCAUAGUUUUAGAAGGUCUUGCCUUCAGAGAGCGACAAACGGAGAUUGAGCUGUAUAAAACUCUUCAUGGUGGCGGCCAUCAUGCAAAUGGGGGUGUGUCCAUGGCUUAUGGUGCCCCUGCCCCUCCUCCUCCAUCCUUGCAAUACGGAAGUCCAAGUCAGCAUGAUUCUUACAGCAGUGCCCACUCGGACCCCAUUCCCGCUUACGCAGCAGUACCAAAUUCAUAUCCUUCAGCCCAACAACCUGAUUUGUCUGCAUAUUAUUAUGGAGCGACGAAUACACGUAGGAAGCGAGAUACAGGACAACUUGGAGAUGGAAGCUUUAUUCAACUUUCAAAACCGUAUCGCAAUCCUCACACAACGAGAAAAGUUAAUAGAUUUCACAAUGCAUUCAUCUCUGGUAGCAGCGGAGGCGGCGACACUAAGCAACGUUACCCCUCAACAUUUUCAGGGGUAUUUGCUAAUCCAGCGUCCCCACUGCUAGUGUCCACCUAUGGGGUAAAUCCUGGGAUUGGAUACCCCGACUCCACAAAUUACUUAUUGUUAAACCGUUUGGGGAUGAAACAUAAGCACGGUUCUUCCAAAAGAGGGGAAAGUAAGGAUGACAAUGACAUGGAAUAUGCUAGAGGUGAUCUUCCCCUUGAGGAUGGCGUUGUGACUUCAGUAAAAUCUCGGAGCCAGCAACAUAAAAGAAAACACAAGAAAAGACAACAAGGAGAAGAAGAGAUUUUAAACAGUUUUGGUGGAAGUGGAAUCGCAUAUCCUUCAUUUGUCGUUAAUUCUCAAAACAGAAUGCGAAAAUACUGGGAAGAUGUAGCGCAAGUGCAAUUAAUGCAAGGCAGAUAAUAAGUAAAUAGGAAAUAAAGAGCUUAAAUAUGUAUUUAUUUAUUCGCUUUUAAGCUUUUUUGUAAUAAUUUAAAAAAUAUGUUCAAAACGUAAAUGCAGUAAUGUUGGACUUUGAUUUCACAGUGUCAAUUAAUUCAAUAAAAAAAUUUUUCAAUUGAUUGAUUGCAGA